This is a messenger RNA of Manihot esculenta (cassava), 1259 nucleotides long. RefSeq names its product GDSL esterase/lipase At1g33811. The coding region runs from base 49 to 1152 and encodes 367 amino acids. Lineage: Eukaryota; Viridiplantae; Streptophyta; Magnoliopsida; Malpighiales; Euphorbiaceae. The transcript has 5 exons. The record is from RefSeq and is a predicted model, not a curated record. Gene Ontology annotation, molecular function: hydrolase activity, acting on ester bonds.
GGAGGCCUUAGGACAUAACCUAAAUUCAGACAAUAGUUUUUCUCAGACAUGAUCAGAAACAUGGGAGAAUUGAUCUGGUCUGGUGUUCUUGUUCUGGUGUGGUUAACCCCUAGGGUUUUCACACAGCUGCAGGAAUCACAAGUGCCUUGUUUCUUCAUAUUUGGUGACUCUUUGGUAGACAAUGGUAAUAAUAACAGGCUACUUACACUUGCUAGGGCUAAUUACAGACCUUAUGGUAUCGACUUUCCGCUAGGUGCCACCGGCCGAUUUACCAAUGGGAGAACUUAUGUUGAUGCUCUAGCUCAACUUCUAGGGUUUCGAAACUAUAUUCCACCCUAUGAAAGAACUCGAGGCCGUGCAAUUUUAAGGGGAGUGAAUUAUGCAUCUGGAGCAGCUGGUAUUAGAGAUGAAACAGGAAACAAUCUGGGAGAUCACACAUCAAUGAACCAGCAGGUAAAAAAUUUUGGCAAUACAGUGGAAGAAAUGAGGAGAUUUUUCAGAGGGGAUGCAAAUGCAUUGAAUAGCUAUUUGAGCAGAUGCAUUUUGUAUUCUGGAAUGGGAAGCAAUGACUAUCUUAACAACUAUUUUAUGCCUGAUUUCUACUCUACUAGCUCUGAUUACACUACCAAAGCUUUUGCUGCUGUGCUUCUUCAGGAUUAUUCUCGCCAAUUAAUGCAACUGUAUGAAUUGGGAGCUCGGAAAGUGAUAGUAACAGGAGUAGGCCAAAUUGGGUGCAUACCAUAUCAACUGGCGAGGUACAAUGGAAACUCAAGCCGCUGCAAUGAGAAGAUAAAUCAGGCCAUUUCUCUUUUCAACUCAGGACUCUUGAAGCUCACUCAAUCUUUCAAUAAUGGCCAACUUCCUGGUGCCAAAUUUGUUUAUCUUGAUUCUUAUAAAAGCACCAAUGAUUUUUAUCUCAAUGCCUCCUCUUAUGGAUUUGAAGUGGUAGACAAAGGAUGCUGUGGAGUGGGAAGGAACAAUGGGCAGAUAACAUGUCUUCCUCUACAACAACCUUGUGAAGAUCGAAGAAAAUACUUAUUUUGGGAUGCCUUUCAUCCAACUGAAUUGGCUAAUAUUUUACUUGCUAAAUCUACUUUUACUUCUAACUCUUACAUUUAUCCCAUUAACAUCCAGCAACUCGCUAUGUCAUGACAGAUUCUCAUCUCCUACCUGUCUCAGUUUUUCAUUUAUCAAGUAUUCUGAUGUAAUCUCAUCAUUUAUUUAAUAAUUAAAUAAAAUAAAGAAGAGUCAUUUUAUUU